Messenger RNA from Gekko japonicus, 2224 nucleotides. It is a transcript of the gene ANKRD10, whose product is annotated as ankyrin repeat domain 10. Gene Ontology annotation, molecular function: protein binding. The transcript has 6 exons. NCBI's taxonomy places the organism in Eukaryota, Metazoa, Chordata, Lepidosauria, Squamata, Gekkonidae. Bases 1 to 1059 code for a protein of 352 amino acids. The record is from RefSeq and is a predicted model, not a curated record.
AUGACCCCAUUGGAAAAUGUGACUGAGCUGGAGUGUUUAAUACAGUUGGUGAGAGCGGGAGCCACUGUAAAUGGAUGUACCACACGCUUUGCUCAAACACCAGCCCAUAUUGCUGCUUUUGGAGGGCAUCCUCAGUGCCUCAUCUGGUUAAUUCAGUCAGGAGCCAACAUAAACAAACAGGAUUAUGUUGGUGAAACACCUGUUCAUAAAGCCGCUCGAUCUGGCAGCAUGGACUCCAUAAGUGCCCUUGUGGCUCAUGGAGCUCAGAUAGACUUGAGAAAUGCCAGUGGCCUGACAGCAGCAGAUCUUGCACAUGCCCAGGGCUUCCAGGAAUGUGCUCAGUUGCUCUUGAAUCUCCAGAACUGCCCGCUGAACCAUUUCUAUAGCAAUGGCACCUUAAAUGGGUUCCACCAGAAUACCAGCCCCCAUCUACUCAGUAAAGGCACAAGUCGGAAACGAUCUUUUGAAGAUAUGGAGAGUGCUGGAAUAAAGAAAGCUAGGACUGAAGGUCAAAAUAUUGAUGGCUUAAUACCGAUGACAAACGGAGGACAUGAAGAUGAUGCUGACAAUAUGCAUGUUGAUAGAGAGUUUGCUGUGAUACCAGAUACGAACUGCAGUAACUCCAUAUUGAAUGCAUUGACAAAUGGAUAUUUCAUCAAUGGACAGUUGGACUUCAGCUCCCCAGCACAGCUCAAUGGAUUGAGUGCCAGGCGUGAAGAAUGCUUAACAUUGAUAGUACCUAACGAAGUAGUCUCUGCCAAUAAGCGUACAAUUAAUGUUGUUAAUGGCAUUGAGGAACCAGAAAAAAUUAUAAAUACUUCCGAUAUGUGCGGUUCUUUGCAUCUGAAUGGAAGCCCAAGUAGUCUUGUGUCAAGUAGGCCUUCGUGGCUGGAGGACCUUGGAGAUACAUUGCACUAUGGGCAUUAUCAUGGUUUUGGCGAUACUGCUGAAAGCAUUCCUGAACUUAGCAGUGUUGUUGAGCAUUCCAAUUCUGUUAAAGUGGCACAGAAGUACGACAAUACUGUCUUAGGUACAAUGUAUCUUUAUCAUGGUUCCUAAAGCUGUCAAAUCUACAUUUUGUGGAUGUCAAACAUAUUUUGGGAAACUACUUCUACUAAACAAUAUAAUAUGGGAGGAAAUAUCUGAAGGAUGUAGCAAGUAACAGUUUUUUACACAUUGUUAAGAGAAUUUGCCACUUGACAGCCUUAUGCUUCUAGUUUGCAUGCACGGGGUUCAAUAGUUAUGUGAAUAGGUGCUUUUUACAAUGGAAUGUUUGGUCUUUUUUAUGACAAGUUCUAAUUUUGUACUUUUUUUAUUUCUAAGCUAUAGACACUGUACCCUAGAAAACUGUGUUCACUUUCAUUAAGCCUCUGUUAAAACUAAACUUUGUAGGAAGAGGUUGGUUUUGGAUAUUAGCAACGUACAAAUUCUCAAGGCUUUCUGUUGAGGCUAUGGUAAGUCAUGUGCACACCAGCUGUGACAAUGCAAGGAGUGGCAGUGACAGCAGACAUUUCCUAAUUUGCUUAUUUCUUGAAGGGGAAAAAAAGUAGAUUUUCUUGUAAGCUGUCCCAUAUAUUUAAUGCUCAAAAUGCAGUAACAAUUGGAUAGUUCUUUAGAUGCUUCUCUUUAAAGUUACAGCUAGGUGGCAAUCUGUCCUAUUUAGGGGGGGGAAACGCCAACUUUCUUGUAGCAGAAAAUUGGGGAAGUGGGUUUUCUAUGUUCUACUGAAGGAAGAGCUUGGGGCGUUUUGAUUUUUUGCUUUACAGAUAUUCACGCUAUUUUACCAUAGCUCACAGAAUGGCAUGUUGGCAUUGUGUUUUACUGUGUAUGUGAAUUACAAAUACUGUUGCUUGUUGAAAUGUUUGUCUGGUCAAUAUAUUUCAGCUUUACCUUUUAUUGUAUGCAUAUACUGCGUUCUUGUUUAAGGAAAUUUAAUACUGUGUAUGCCCAGCCUAAAAAAAAGAGGGGCUGGGUUUUGUUUUGUUUUCAAGCCGAGUUUAGUGGGAAUACAUUGUUUAAAAGUUGCAUAAAUUGUACAAGCAGAAUCCAUAACACGUGCACUGCAAAACUUUUCUAAUGUUAUUUUUGUGCUUUUUGUUUUUGUAAAGUUAAGCUGGGUAAAGAAAAUGUUGAACUAAAGGCAAACCAGGUGUGCGUUUAACUUGUGUUACAUGUUUUUGUUUCCAAAGGGACCUUUACAAAUUGAAUUUAAAAAUAAACUCCA